AUGAAAGAGAGUAUCGAUAAGAUUGCAUCUGAACAACAACAGCUGUCCAAUGAAGAUGACAAUGAUGAUGAUCAAAACAAGAUUGAUCAAGAUAUGGAUGAUGUCGAGCGAGACUUAUCAACAGCAUUCGAGAAUGAAAGGAACAUUGAACUUACACCAUGGAUAUGUGAUGCAUUCGCCAACGGUCAUUCUCCAUUAGGUGCACUCAUACAGAUAAUAGGAUCACCAAGACAAGACCAGGCACAGAGCAAGAGUAGGAGCACCAGUGCUCCUCCAGGCAUUCGAUUCAGGAUAUCUGAUGGACAUUGCUUUGUGGAUGGAGUGUUCAAUGAGUCAGUGGUACAAGGCAUGUUCAAGCGUAUCAAGAGCUAUAUACCAGUUCAUUUGGUUGGCUGUAUAUUACGUCUACAACAUUACAUGUUGUUUCCAAAUGUACUGCAUCAAGGCAUUGAUAUAUACAUUGAACGAGCGACAAUCAUACGCAAGUUGCCAAUGGUGUUGAACUUCAAUGGACUGCUUCCAGUUGGCAAUGAUAAACGAGUGGAGAUGAUAUUAAGGAGGACACAUCCAAAGAACUAUUACAUGGAGAAUCCAGUGUUGUCCAAUCAAUCAACUGAACUCUACAGGGAGAGUUAUGUUAGGGAGGUCGAGGAGGAUGAGGUAGGCAUGCAGGAGUGUAUGAUACCAGAGGAAACAAUGAGAGUAUUUACCGAAGAUGAUCAAUGGCAAGAGGAAGCCUAUUCAUCAAGGAGUACAUAUGUGGCACCAUCACCAUCAUCAGCGCAAAAGAAGCCCCAGGCCCAACAAGGUGAUGCCAGUGCAAAUACAAAGAGUGAUGUGGAUGAGAAGUCAAAGAAGAUCGAUCCAAUGAUAUUGGAUGGUAGAGUCAAGAAUGAUAGCGUGAGUCAACAACAAAAGUCGAGUCUGGAUGUUGUCACCAAUGGAGGUCGGGCUCAGCCAAAGCAAGAGUCAUUGGAGCCAAAGCCUGCCGCUGCUGCACAGGUGACACAAGUAAUGCCACAAGCACAGACACAAUCACAGACAAAGCCACAACCACCACAAGAUAAGUCGCCUAUAGACACAACAGCCAAGACACUGCUCCAAUCAGACAAAACAAAGCCAAAUACACAGAAGCAACAAGUACAAACACAGGCAGAGACAACCAAGAAAGUACCACUGAUCAAGCCACAAGUACAACAACAGGUACCAUCACCAACCAAACCCACAACCAAAACAAAUACACAACAGCAACCAAUCACCAAAGCGGACCAACUACCGCAACCCCAACCACAAACAAAGUCUAAGACAGUGACGAAGCCAACGCCAAAGCCACAGGCCAAGCCACAGGCUCAGCCACAACCACCAUCGCCAACGACAACAACGACGACAACGACAACGACAGCACCAGCACCAGCACCAACGACAUCACCAGCACAAACAACAGGAACAACUGGAAAAACAACAACAAAGACCAAGGAACCAGUUGCCAAAGCCACAGUCGUCGAUUUAGAUGACGAUUUUAUCGAUGUGGAUGACGAGACAGCCCAGCCAAUAGUUGGAUUGGGGAAGAAAAGGAAAGGUGUUUCAGCCCAAGGUCAAUCGGACAACUCCAACUUGAAGAAGAGGAAGAAGAAGAAGAACAACAACAAGAACAAGAAGACCAAAAGCAAGACCCAGAAUCAAGUAAAGAAUACACAGCCGCCAGCUGCAUCUGAGCAGUCUGGCCAGCCCUACAAACGUUUGUAG
Molecule: messenger RNA, 1746 nt
Organism: Acytostelium subglobosum LB1
Lineage: Eukaryota; Evosea; Eumycetozoa; Acytosteliales; Acytosteliaceae
Exons: 4
Coding region: 1-1746 (581 amino acids)
Source: RefSeq, a predicted model, not a curated record